This is a messenger RNA of Zingiber officinale, 764 nucleotides long. RefSeq lists its product as uncharacterized. The transcript has 5 exons. The coding region runs from base 1 to 609 and encodes 202 amino acids. The record is from RefSeq and is a predicted model, not a curated record. Lineage: Eukaryota; Viridiplantae; Streptophyta; Magnoliopsida; Zingiberales; Zingiberaceae.
AUGAGCAAGCGAAUGAGGAAGAGGACCGCACUGGAAGCAACAGGUUUGGACUCGUCGCGGCGAGGGGAGGAGCGCGAGGGAAAAGGGAUCGUGAAUGCGGCGCCGGUGGUGGCUACACAAGGUUUCUUUUGUCUCUUUCGUGCGACAAAAGAGAACACGACGAUCUCCACGAAGAGGACGACGGAGGCAACGGCGACAGCGAAGAGGGCGACGGAGGCAACGGCGAUCUCCACGGCAAAUCUCAGCUCGCGCUCACCUUCGCCAAGAUCGGCGUAUCGGUCAAGGACCUCGCCUCCUUGCCACCCGUCGCUGACGCCGGCGCGGAGAAGAAGGCCGAGCGACUCGCUCUUAGGGUUGGCGAGAACCUCUUCAAUUUCAUGCAGUACUUCUGCGGGAUUGACGGAAGUCGGCUCGUCGUGCCCAUGGAUAUCCUUGACCGGUGGUUCAAGAAGUUCCAGGAGCGAGCCCGGAAGGAUCCCAGUUACCUCAAAGGUUUUGCCUUGUGACAGACAGGUGCAACAACUUGAAAGACACAAAGAUAUUGACAAACACAUAAACCAUCAUUUCUUAUUACGAGAUGAAGAGGAUUCUGGUGAAGAAGGAUUAUAGAAGUUAUCUCUAGAUCACGAGGAGUUGUUCUUUAGACUUUCUUUUGUGUAACUUUCAUGGGAAUAAUUAUUUUUUUAUUAUCAAAUUAAUGAUAGAUAUGUAGAUAUUUCUGUUAUUGGAUGAAUGUUGGAUGCACUUCAAUUAAUGAUUAUAGA